This is a messenger RNA of Aspergillus oryzae RIB40, 306 nucleotides long. RefSeq lists its product as uncharacterized. The record is from RefSeq and is a predicted model, not a curated record. The transcript has 2 exons. Lineage: Eukaryota; Fungi; Ascomycota; Eurotiomycetes; Eurotiales; Aspergillaceae. The coding region runs from base 1 to 306 and encodes 101 amino acids.
AUGUCAGAAACUCAAGUGGUGAACUUGAUCCCGUCCCUGCGCCAAGCAGGGCUGUUUCCCAGCUCCGCACCCCUCAUCCCCGAAGACUUUACCCCAACAACAGAGCUUCAGGUAGCAUUCGGUGAGAAAUCAGUUUCUCUGGGAAAUCUAUUCAGAGUCAGUGAUUGUAAAUCAGCUCCGAAAAUCACUUUUGCAGCCGAGACCCAGAUGCACCGACCCCAGAUGACCCCAAAUUCGCCUACUGGCGGCAUUGGGUCGUUUCCGGAUUGCAACCGUCGGGAGCACCUGAGACUGUUCAGACGUUAA